Messenger RNA from Paramuricea clavata, 634 nucleotides. The record is from the annotation of a GenBank genome assembly. Lineage: Eukaryota; Metazoa; Cnidaria; Anthozoa; Malacalcyonacea; Plexauridae.
GGGAAUCCCCCUACGAGUGGCAGCCUUGGCGAAAACCGCUCAAGAUUUGGCAUUAAUUCAAUUAGUAAACAAGGUCACGGAACUUGAAACGCCGCCGAAACCGGAAGUUUCUAAACCGGAACUUUCUAAACCGGAAACUCAGCCAAUACUGCCCGGAAACACGGAGAACACGGAUAAACAGCAGCCAAUGCCUCAUGCAUCGACGCCAAAAUGCGAAGACCAAGAGAUCCAGAAAAUUAUUGAUAAAUACGCAACAGUUUUCGUUGGUGAAGGGAAAUUGAACACUCAACAAGUCGGGUUACAUAUUAAUGAGAAUAUUAAACCAGUGGUUCAACCGCAGCGUCGUAUACCAUACCAUAUACGUAAUGACGUAUCAAAGGCGUUGCAGAAAUUGGCUGUGGAAGAUAUGAUCGAAAAAGUCUGUGACCAACCUGCCCCGUGGAUUUCGCCAAUUGUGUGUACCCCAAAGAAAGACGGUGGAACACGAAUCUGUGUUGACAUGAGAGCAGCCAACCAAGCGAUUAAGCGAGAAAGACACAUUAUGCCAACGCUUUCUGAUUUCCGUGCGGAAAUGAAUGGAUCAAAAUAUUUUUUAAAAUUGAUCUCAAACAGGCGUACCAUCAACUGGAAUUGA